This is a messenger RNA of Haemonchus placei, 384 nucleotides long. The record is from the annotation of a GenBank genome assembly. Lineage: Eukaryota; Metazoa; Nematoda; Chromadorea; Rhabditida; Trichostrongylidae.
AUGUUACUUCUUAAGAGAGGAGUAACUCGACGUUUCGGUGUUGACCCGCCACAAGUGGAUAGAUACAAAGGAGGACAAGCGCGUGGGAUCUGCUUUGUAGGUUUGGUUCAACUUUUGGAGAAUCCGUUCCAUAGCGACGUGUACUUGAUGGCGGCGAAGGCCGACCCGUCGUCGAGACUCGAUCGGGUGCUUGUGCUCUACAGGCAACGUGCUCCUUCCGCCUUACAAUACAAAGGCGUCACUUGUCCUCGUUUGGUUAACGGAGCUUCAUCUAGACAUCCCUUUACCAUCGGCACAGGAAAAACGCUAACAGACGAUUUGAAUUUCUUUUUGGUUGCACAUAUCACUUCUCAAAAGAAUCCCGGUAUUUUGCUCGAAGAUUAA